AUGGUCGGGGAGCUGGCGAUGGGCCACGCGGGGUCCAUGGCCCGCUCCACCUCCGCCAUGUCCAUGUCCUCGCGGCACGGCAGCCCGCGGCUCAGCGCAAAGCCGUCGCAGGUGAAGUGGCAAGACCAGGAGGGCGACGUCUUCGCGCUUUCUGGCACGUGA
Molecule: messenger RNA, 162 nt
Organism: Effrenium voratum
Lineage: Eukaryota; Dinophyceae; Suessiales; Symbiodiniaceae
Source: the annotation of a GenBank genome assembly